CGUGGAUAUUCUAAAGUUUGACAGCUCAACACCGCCGUUCAAUUUGUAUAUGCCAUCAGAUGCACCAACGUGAUUUUAUUUAACAAAUUUAUAUUGAUUAGUUUAAACUAAAAGAAUAAACUAAGUCAUAGUCAAUAGUAUAAUGUGUUGAGUGGAUGUGAGCAUAAAAACCUUUUAAUUAAUUGACUGCCUUAAGACAGAAUAAGAGCAUUUAAUAGCCGCAUGAAAAACCUAUGAGACACAAGUCCAGAAGAAAUCAAGCAAAACAUGGAUAAGCCGCAGAUGAUUGAACACAUCCAACAGAAUGUCGACUAUACGAUUUACGAUGUGAAGUGGAUACCAUGUUCCGCGAAAUUCGUAGUGCUUGGUUCAAAACCCAACAGCAAUGGCAUAUUAGAAAUUUAUGAGCUGAAUGAAUCCAAGGCCGAAAGAAUUAAACAGAUCGUCAAGAAAUCGGCAUUUAAGUGUGGCACUUUUGGUGCUUCCAGCCUUAGAAACCGGCAUAUGGCUAUAGGUGAUUUCGAGGGACGCAUGCAAGUACUCGAUUUGGAGCGUCCUGAAUUACCGGUAUAUAACGUGGAAGCGCAUAAAAGUAUAAUAAACACUAUAGAUGCAAUUGGCGGUAAACAAGUGGAUUGUGGUGCACCAGAAAUAGCCACUGGCAGUCGUGAUGGCGCCGUCAAAAUAUGGGACAUACGUCAAGGCUCACAACCAGUGAUCGAAAUCAGCCCAGAUGCGGUAAAAGGAGAUGGCAUUAAUCGUACCGAACGGCGCGACUGUUGGGCUGUUGCUUUUGGUGAUAGUUAUAAUAAUAAUGAACGCUGCGUUGCAGCUGGCUACGACAAUGGUGAUCUAAAAUUGUUCGACUUGCGUCAGAUGGGUGUACGCUGGCAGACGACGCUUAAAAAUGGGAUUUGUGGCAUUGAAUUCGAUCGUGCCGAUAUACCAAUGAAUAAAAUGGGUGUCACCACUUUAGAGGGUGGUCUACUUGUAUUCGAUAUGCGCACGCAGCAUCCAACAAAGGGAUUCAGUUGUGUGGAGGAAUGUAAUGCAGGACGCAGCUUAGGUUCAAAUGGUGUCAUAACAGGUCCUAAAGCGACGGUGUGGGCUAUACGCCACAUGCCACAGAAUAGGGAUGUAUUUGUUUCGUGUGGUGGCACUGGCUCGAUACGUCUAUGGCAAUAUGAAUAUCCAGAAAAGCGGGUCAAGACCGACGUGGACAACAAUGAAAUCGGAGUUGCUGGUUCACUGCAGAUGCUGCACGCCUCAACCGUGUCGUCGCAACCUGUGCAAAGCUUUGAUUGGCAUCCGGACAAGCUUGGUUUAGCCGUCUGCGGUUCGUUCGAUCAGUGCGUUCGUGUUUUAGUGGUCACUAAAUUGAAUUUACUUUAAAUGAUUGUAGUUGUUAUUUUAAAUACACUUUAUUUUUACUUUCACAAUUAAAA
This is a messenger RNA of Anastrepha ludens (Mexican fruit fly), 1445 nucleotides long. RefSeq names its product dynein axonemal assembly factor 10 (gene Wdr92). The transcript is spliced from 3 exons. Bases 268 to 1392 code for a protein of 374 amino acids. Lineage: Eukaryota; Metazoa; Arthropoda; Insecta; Diptera; Tephritidae. Gene Ontology annotation, molecular function: ubiquitin binding. The record is from RefSeq and is a predicted model, not a curated record.